Molecule: messenger RNA, 909 nt
Organism: Neoarthrinium moseri
Lineage: Eukaryota; Fungi; Ascomycota; Sordariomycetes; Amphisphaeriales; Apiosporaceae
Exons: 1
Coding region: 1-909 (302 amino acids)
Molecular function (GO): 3'-5'-RNA exonuclease activity
Source: RefSeq, a predicted model, not a curated record
AUGCAGCUCGAUAUUGUACUCCUUGGAAUUUUGCUUCUCGCUGCGGACGCCGUGAUGGCCCAGACUCUUCCCUACCGUCUCGCCACGUUUAAUAUCCGAUAUGCGGCAACUUCUCGGGAACAGAAUGAGAAACCGUGGUCUACACGAGGGCCACUAGUUGUCAAUCAACUCAAAGACGCAAUAGCGGGGGCUCCUGAUGGCGCAGAAACCAUUAUCGGAUUGCAAGAGGUUCUGCACCAGCAAUUGAUAGAUAUCAAGACCGGCUUAGGAGACUCGUGGGCGCACAUUGGGGUAGGCCGCGAUGACGGUAAGCAGUCCGGUGAAUACAAUCCAAUCCUGUAUCGCCCAUCGGCCCUGCGAUUACUCUCCAACGUGACAAAAUGGUUAUCGCUCACACCGGAUGAGCCCUCCAAGAGCUGGAAUGCCGGCAGCCGUCGGCUGGUGAACAUAGGGAUCUUCGAGCACAUCCGCAGCGGCAAGCGUUUCAUUGCCGCGAACACUCACCUAGACAAUGCCAGCUCCGAGGCAAGGACCAAAGGGAUCAAGGUGGCGCUGCAGGUGAUCAAGGAUGUGCAGAAGACUUGGGGCCCUUUGGCCGUCUCCCUGACGGGCGAUUUCAAUUCAGAGCCAGGGGCCGACGCCUACACAACCGUUAUUAACGAUGGCUAUUUCGCUGAGGUGUACACAACGGCGAAUGCUUCUCAAAGAUUCGGGGAAUAUGACACCUAUACUAGCUUCGAUCCUAGCAGGAUAGGCCAAGACGGUACACGCAUCGACUUCGUAUGGCUUGGACCCAAAGCGGAUCAGAGGUGGGAAAUCAAUCGAUACGAGGUAUUGUCAAACGUGAAGGACAGCGUCUACUUGAGCGACCAUCGAGCAGUAAUUGCAGAUGUGAGAAUAGUGGUCUGA